Euleptes europaea (tarantolino) is the source of this 2480-nucleotide messenger RNA. RefSeq names its product ras GTPase-activating protein 4-like. The record is from RefSeq and is a predicted model, not a curated record. The coding region runs from base 1 to 2430 and encodes 809 amino acids. The transcript has 21 exons. Gene Ontology annotation, biological process: intracellular signal transduction; regulation of GTPase activity. Lineage: Eukaryota; Metazoa; Chordata; Lepidosauria; Squamata; Sphaerodactylidae.
AUGGCCAAAAGGAGUUCUUUGUUCAUCCGCAUAGUGGAGGGGAAAAACUUGCCCGCCAAGGACAUUACAGGAAGCAGUGACCCUUACUGUAUAGUGAAAAUCGACAAUGAAGCCAUCAUCAGGACAGCCACAGUAUGGAAAACUCUGUUCCCUUUCUGGGGCGAAGAAUAUGAGGUCCACCUGCCUCCUACUUUCCACUGCGUAUCCUUCUACGUGAUGGAUGAAGAUGCACUAAGCCGGGAUGAUGUGAUCGGGAAAGUCUCCCUUACCCACAGCCUGCUGGCUGAACAUCCCAAAGGUUAUAGCGGCUGGCUGAACCUCACCGAAAUCGACCCGGAUGAGGAAGUGCAAGGGGAACUUCACCUCCGGAUUGAAAUCGUGGGCAGUGAGGCGGCCAAAAAGCUGCGAUGCCAGGUGUUCGAUGCUCGGGAUUUGGCCCGGAAGGACCGGAAUGGAGCCUCCGACCCCUUUGUCAGAGUUCGUUAUAACGGCAAGACCCAGGAGACUUCAGUGAUCAAAAAGUCCUGCUAUCCAAGAUGGAACGAGACAUUCGAGUUUGACCUGGACGAGUCUGCCCCAGAGAAGCUGUGUGUCGUAGAGGUUUGGGACUGGGACCUUGUCAGCAGGAACGAUUUUCUGGGGAAGGUGGCGUUCAAUGUCCAAGGACUCCUUACUGUUCAGCGAGAGGAAGGCUGGUUUCUCCUCCGACCAGACAAAUGCAAGCCACCACAGGAUGAAGGCAACCUGGGUGCCUUACACCUCCAAGUGCGCCUUCGGGAUGAGAUGGUGCUCCCUUCCAGCCACUACCAGCCUCUUGUACAACUUCUGUGCCAAGAAGUUAAGGCGGCGGCACAGGACAGGAAAGCGCAUUUAAUAACCCUCAUCGAUGAAACCACAACUGCUGAGUGCAGGCAGGAAGUUGCUAUCAACCUUGUCAAGCUCUUCUUAGGUCAAGGGUUAGCCAAAGAGUUACUGGAUCUUCUCGUCAAGCUAGAAUUGGACAAAACCGAUGAGCCAAACACACUCUUUCGGAGCAACUCUCUGGCCUCGAAGUCGAUGGAGUCUUUCCUGAAGGUGGCAGGAACGCAGUAUCUCCACAGGGUCCUGGGCCCGACCAUCAACCGCGUGUUCGAAGAGAAGAGAUACAUCGAACUGGACCCCAGCAAAGUGGAGAGCAAGGACGUUGGGUGCUCCAGCCUCCAUCGGACUCUGAGCGAAAGCGACCUGAUCCAACAGAGCGUCCACCUCCUUCGGUCCUACUUGACCGACCUUCUCGCUGCCGUCGCCAAGUCCGUCAAGCUGUGUCCCGCCGUCAUCCGCGCCACCUUUCGCCAGCUUUUUAAGAGGGUUGGAGAACGUUUCCCCGAAGAGAAAGACCAGAACGUCAAGUUCGUGGCCAUCACCAGCUUCCUCUGCCUGCGCUUCUUCUCUCCGGCCAUUAUGUCCCCCAAACUGUUUCACCUGCGAGAGAAGCACGCCGACGCCCGCGCCAGCCGGGCCCUGCUGCUCCUGGCCAAGACAGUCCAAAACGUGGGGAAUAUGGAUCCGGGCGUAAGUUGCAUCAAGGAAGGCUGGAUGGCCCCUCUGCAACCCACCAUCCAGGAGGGCGUGGCCCAGAUGAAGCAGUUCAUCCUCCAGCUGAUAGACAUUGAGGAGAAAGAAGAACUGGACUUGGAGAAGGCCCUCACCUUGCCGAGCCAGGUGGUAAAAGAGGGGCCUUUGUUCAUCCACAAGGCCAAAAACAAAGGCCCUCUCCUGUCGUCUUCCUUCAAGAAGCUCUACUUUGCCCUUACUAGCGAGGCCCUCACCUAUGCCAAGACACCCAACUCCAAGAAAAGCGCCUUCAUCACUCUGGCCAACAUCCGGGCGGCCGAGAAGGUGGAAGAGAAAAGCUUCGGGAGCUCCCACGUCAUGCAGAUUGUCUACACCGAUGAGGCCGGGCAGGCAGAGACAGUUUAUCUGCAGUGCAAGUGCGUCAACGAGCUCAACCAGUGGCUGUCAGCCUUGAGGAAGGUCUGUGUGAACAACACGGGGAUGUUGGGCUCCUACCACCCGGGCAUCUUCCGGGGAGAGAAGUGGAGCUGCUGCCACCAAAAGGACAAAACAGUUCUGGGCUGCGACAAAACUCGGCAUGGAGUUACUCUGCGGGAAUGGAAUGACCCCUUGGAUCCAGAUUUAGAAGCUCACUUGAUAUUCCGGCAUCUGCUUGGAGUCCAAGAGGCGAUGAAGGAAAAGUACCUGGAAUUGUUGAUGCUGGAGAAAGGAGAGGACCUUCCUCUGAAUCAAAGUGAAGAUCUUGACAUUGCUGAUGGACCCACCCAGCUUUUCCGAGUGCUGCAGGAUCUGGAGGAAGUUCACGACAAGGAACUCUCCCGCUUGAGGGAUCUGGCUGAUCAGGAGCGGAACUGCCUGGUGGAUCUGCAGACGUGACUCCGGCACAAACAAGACGUUCCGGCCAGGCCCGAUUCUGCCACGUCCAU